Molecule: messenger RNA, 5397 nt
Organism: Strigops habroptila (Kakapo)
Lineage: Eukaryota; Metazoa; Chordata; Aves; Psittaciformes; Psittacidae
Product: beta-1,3-galactosyltransferase 2
Exons: 2
Coding region: 819-2087 (422 amino acids)
Cellular component (GO): membrane
Molecular function (GO): N-acetyl-beta-D-glucosaminide beta-(1,3)-galactosyltransferase activity
Source: RefSeq, a predicted model, not a curated record
UUCCGGCUGCCUUUGGAUUUAGUCAAAAUGAAUGCAAACAAUCACGUGGGAUUCAGCCAAGCAAUGACGUUAAAUUCUGCUCUGUCAGAAGACAGCAUCUGUCAAAGCCCACAUUUAAACUGCUGCCUGCCUGUGCAGCAGCUGAAGAACUACGGAAUGGAUUUUAUAGACCAGAAUCCUCAGUUAGAACAGCUCAAAAUCGUUUCUAUUACUGCCUAGCAACAAUGAAGGAAGGAAUAGAGGGAAAUCCUAUUACUGAAGGCAACCGAAGCACUACGCACUAGCACUCCCUGCUAAUAUCACCAUUAGAAAUAUGGAUACUGAGGAGAAGAGAACACAGCACUGCAUUGUCCGACACGGGAAACACCAGAUGUAAAAGCUCCAAUACAUUGGCCGUGAACGCCAGAGAGCCCCGAUCGGAACAGAAACGAGAACUACUGUCCUUUUGUUUGAAGGAUGAACAAAAAGCCCCAAGACAAGGACAACACUUAUGAGCAAGGAAGGUAACACAGCAACGGGCAGACAGAUGGACAGCUUGGAUACUGUGAAAAGCAAUCGCAGGAAGCAGAUUGUUGGGGGAUGUGCGCAUGUUCGAUAGCAUCUUUUUUGCUGAAGUGAUGGCGUGCCAAAACUAUUUUCUGUGGGUAUAAUCCUCGCACCAUAAAUGGCCUGACCAAGGAAGCGUGAGCCAUUUGCAGACAAUUACUCACCAUGAACAAAAGAAAAUGAAUACCAAAGAAUAGCAGUGGAUUCAAACGCGAUCAGAAAAGCAUUUUGCUUGGCCAUUGUCUCAUAUCCCAUCACUGGAUUCUUACAACAUGCUUCAGUGGAGAAGACGACACUGCUGCUUUGCAAAGAUGACCUGGAAUACCAAAAGGUCUCUGUUUCGCACCCAUCUCAUUGGCCUGAUCUCUCUUGUAUUUCUUUUUGCUAUGUUUCUAUUCUUUAAUCACCACGACUGGCUACCAGGCAGGGCUGGAUUCAAAGAAAACCCCAUGGCUUACACUAUACGAGGAUUUAGAUCUACAAAAAUCGAGACAAACCACAGCUCUCUAAGGAACGUGUGGAAAGACGCCAUACCUCAGACGCUCAGGCCUCAAACCGUCACCAACUCCAAUAACACGGAUCUGUCAUUGCAAGGAGUAACUGGUUUGGAAAAUACCCUCAGUGCCAAUGGAAGUAUAUACAAUGAGAAAGGUACUGGGCAUCCAACUUCAUAUCAUUUCAAAUACAUCAUAAAUGAGCCUGAGAAGUGCCAGGAGAAGACCCCUUUUCUAAUAUUGCUCAUUGCUGCAGAGCCAGGCCAGGUGGAAGCUAGACAAGCUAUUCGACAAACCUGGGGUAAUGAAAGCCUCACCCCUGGCAUCCAAAUUGUUCGUAUUUUUCUGCUGGGCUUAAGCAUCAAGAUAAAUGGAUAUCUCCAGCGCACCAUAUUAGAGGAAAGCAGACAGUACCACGACAUCAUUCAACAAGAAUACUUAGACACCUACUAUAAUUUAACCAUUAAAACUCUUAUGGGAAUGAACUGGGUUGCGUCUUACUGUCCACAUGUUGCAUAUGUUAUGAAAACUGACAGUGAUAUGUUUGUCAAUACUGAAUAUUUAAUACACAAGCUUCUGAAACCAGAACUUCCUCCAAGGCACAAGUAUUUUACAGGUUAUUUAAUGAGAGGUUAUGCACCUAAUAGGAACAAGGAUAGUAAGUGGUAUAUGCCACCUGAUUUGUAUCCAAGUGAACGUUAUCCUGUAUUCUGCUCUGGAACUGGUUAUGUUUUUUCUGGAGAUUUAGCAGAAAAAAUCUUUAAAGUCUCCUUAAGCAUCAGACGUUUACAUUUAGAGGAUGUAUAUGUGGGGAUCUGUCUUGCCAAGCUGCGAAUUGACCCUAUGCCUCCACCCAAUGAGUUUGUCUUCAAUCACUGGCGAGUUUCUUACUCCAGCUGUAAAUAUAGCCACUUAAUUACCUCCCAUCAGUUCCAACCUAGUGAACUGAUCAAAUACUGGAACCACUUACAACAAAAUAAGCACAAUGCCUGUGCCAAUGCAGCAAAAGAAAAAGCAGGCAGGUAUCGCCACCGUAAACUGCACUAGAAGGACAACACUCCCUCUGUCAGAUGUACUCCAUGUGCAAUUUGUAAAUACUGCUGAACGCAUGUACAGUGAAAACGGAUGAGCUUAACGGGACAGCCUUUAGUUGAUCCCCAUCACAUAGUGGAGUCUGAAAAUUAUUUUUUUAAGUUAAAAAAAGUAUAGCUCUUGAUAACCUAAUAUUAUGAAACUAUAACCAAAAGGUUUUCCCAGCAAAUCUGAGGAGAAAUGAAGACGGUAUAUAAGGAUCUUUGUGUUAAUGUGCAAUAAUAAGCAUGCACACUUUGGUGGUACAAUUGCUGACUUAUGUGCCAAUAAAAAAUAAUUGAGCAUAUUUUCCACACUAAAAUUUUAUUUAAAAAAAAUGCAUUCAUAGCUCUAGUUCUCUUCGAUGUAAUGAUUUGUUGUUAUCUAGAAUUGCUAUAAAAUGAAAAAUUUAAAACUAAGAAAAUGCACAAAGGGCAGAUCAGUUUUACCUUCAAAUACCACAUUAAAAUCAUUAUACACUUCUUAACUGUAUAUUUAACAAUGUCACAUUUACAAUUUUUCAAGACACUACCAAUGAACUCUAAAGCACUAAGAAAUUACUCCCUUAAAGUAGGUCCAGUUUUGGGAAGGUUGCUUGUUUUGGUCAGGAAGGAGGGAUAAAUAAAAUCAAUGUUCAGAAAACUGUCACCUUUGUACAUCACCUUCAGAAAUGCAAGUGGUGUUCUAGAUUCAACCAGAUUCUCCUAAAAGAGCUGAUUAAAGUUACUUAAUUCUCUAAAAGCCACAUGGUGAGCUCCUAAAACCUGGUGCCAAGUAAAACUCAUCUUGGCAUCUUCAUGCAAAUUCAUUGAAUCUGCUGUUCAUUCCUUUGCACAACUUCAAGGUAACUCAAAGACUGAUGAGAAAUGCAAACCAGAACUUCAGGUCUUUCACUGUAGUCUCAAAAAUAUUCCAUUUUGUGGAAAGAGGUAGAAAACCAACUAAAUCUUUGUUGAUUUUGCUCUGUCCUGCCUGCUCUGCCCUCCCCCACCCCCCAAAAGAAAGAUCAGUCAAGUGAAAAUAGGUCUGAUAGAGAAAAUUAAGGCACAUGCCUUACUUAAAAAAUGGGGAAAACUAUGGCAUACUAAGAUGGAGAGUUCCGGAUAGCAGUAUGGGCAAAACAAAAAUCUAGGCGAUUUUAAAAACUAAAGCCACAACAUAUACCACUUAAAAUAAAUUGUGAGAAGUAGGUUAAAUCUAUUUACAGGUUUCCAGUUUUCUAACAAACAGAACUUUUAAAGCUUAUUUUCCAACUGAGUUACAACAGAGUUCUAUCAGAUUCAGGUUAUUACUGUUUGUCACAGUGCCAGGGUAAGCAAUACCCACCUCUGAUUUAGCAACAGAUAAUGGAACUGUGAUUAGUUUUCUGUUUGACUGGGACUUUUUAAUUGGAUAAAAUACAAAUAUUUGAUGUACUUUUAUUAUUUAAUAAAAUUGAUUAUAUUUAUGGUCUUCAGACUUCACUUUUUAUGGGAAAGUUGCUCAGGAAGAAAACAAUUUCUAGCUUUAUCAUUACUUGACUUUUCUAGUGUUGCCUAGUUCUAAAGCCUAGUUUUCAUACCAUGAAAUCAUAGCAGUUCUUUUGUUGAGGGUUUUUUUGUAAUGAAAAGACAAACCAUAUUACUGAGCAUUCUCAGCAGCCCGAAGGCUGUCUGUAUGCAGGAACAUACGCACAUGAACAGGCUGCACUGCACUGGACUAGCUCUGAAGAAAUCCCAGGAGCUCCUAUUGAAGAUGGGCAUGGGAAUUUGCUCAACAGCAUUUUUGUUGGUCAUCAUCCACCAAAUUUUGUUAUCCGUUCUAUUUUAGGUAUGAUAAUUAUACAUUCGUGCAUUUCCAAGAUAUCUCAAAUUGUAGAUAUGUCCAUUUCUGGGGAAAGCAAAUGUGUGUAAAAAUAGUAGUACUCUGCAGAAGAGAUUUCUCCAACUAAACUGAAAGUGCCUCCACUUAGUUUAUGUGAUGGCUGUUGGUGUUCAUGUGAGACAGAGCACUAGAAAAAGGCUUUGGGAGUGUUCUUUCAAUACCCAUUUAUUGUUUUCUUCACUCUCCGUCUGCCUGCUUCCUUCCAGCUAACACAGGCCACAGUUAAUAUUGCAGCUGAAAGCCACCUGGCUGAAGUUAACUAUCUGCAAGCUUUACACAAUAGUGCUAGUUUUAGACAACUAGAGCGAGUACUGAGAGCCAGCUACUACUUAACGGCAUUCAGUUCUGGAAGAUGUACAAUCCCAUAAAUGGCUUCUCCCCAAGUACUGCUGGCCAAGAACACAGCCCAGCCUCUUGGAGAGGGCUUCAACACUGUUCCCUGCCUUCAGCACUUCCAAGUUAGACUAUAACGUACUCUACUUGGAUUUUACCAACUCCGGCUAGUUCAAAAUGCUGUAUAUUGGGUAUAGUCCAAGAUGUUAAUAACUAAACCUUAAACAGUUUGGCACUUCAAUCAUAAAGUUUGGCAGCCAAACAACGUCUGGAGUACUUCACUUUGGAGCCCAUGCAUGAUGCCCAUCUGCCCAAGCUUGGCAGAAUUAUGAUACGAGUUCAGUAUAUCAAACCUCUUGAUAGUAAAAAUACUGGUGAGGAGUAUAAAAUGUUAAACAAACAAAAAAAUUAAUGUCCUUUUAAGGGUCCAACUUUUUUUAGUAUUUGUAUUAAUGUUUGGGCAUACAUUGGAACUACUCUAUAUUUGAAUUAUUUUCAAGACAGCCUAAGGCUACCUAGAUCAUUCAUAUCGAAGUACUGUUUUCUUGCACAGUUUGUUACAAAGCUUUCAGAAGUAGGAGGGACAGCUGUAUGAUGAAAUAUGCAAUUAUGGAAUGAAAGAUCCACAUUCCAUUCUCUGAAUGUUUUUACUGUUUUCUAGCUUGUGUUUAAGCUAUUUGCUCACUCUAGUAGAAUGUAAAAACAGUUUGUGUUAAAAAUAGUACAAUCAUUAUUAUAUGCAUUUAGGUUAGCAAUAAGAUACAAGCUUGUAUCCAAAACCCCAGCAUACGUGCAAAGCAGUUAAAAAAAGGUAUAGAAGUCUGUAUAAUAUUUGCUUUAAAUGUUUUUGCUUCUCUGUGUGUCUUCAGAUUGAAAACAAAUUCAAAAAGUCAUACUGACUCACAACUUGUUAUAGAAAAAAAAUGCAAUGUCAUUGGUACCAUUAUCAUGGCAAAGAAAAAAUUCUUAGAAAAGUGAAGCAUGGUAAAAAAAGUGAGAAAUUGGAAUUCCAUAAAGUUACCCUGUUUAUUUAACUUUCAACUAAAUAAAGACUUACACAUUGAUACUAGAUGACCAAAAUGAAGUCCCA